Sitophilus oryzae (rice weevil) is the source of this 607-nucleotide messenger RNA. RefSeq names its product transcription termination factor, mitochondrial (gene mTTF). Gene Ontology annotation, biological process: regulation of DNA-templated transcription; termination of mitochondrial transcription. The record is from RefSeq and is a predicted model, not a curated record. Lineage: Eukaryota; Metazoa; Arthropoda; Insecta; Coleoptera; Curculionidae. Gene Ontology annotation, cellular component: mitochondrial matrix. The transcript is spliced from 3 exons. The coding region runs from base 2 to 559 and encodes 185 amino acids. Gene Ontology annotation, molecular function: double-stranded DNA binding.
AAUGAGUCACUAUACAUAUAGUAUACUCUUAAAACUCUUUCAAGACUUCGGAUUUGCAAACGAGGAACUACUAAAAGAUUUAUGGAUAUUUAGAUAUAGUGCAGAUUUUAUUCUAGCACGGUGUGAAAUGAUUAGAAAAUAUAAAAUUGUCAAUAUCCGGACUUGGAUGAUUCGAUGUCCAGAAGAAACCCUUUUAAAGCACAUCAGGCGCGAAAUGGAAAAUAAAGAUAUAUUGGGAGAAUACUCAGUUACUGAAUAUCUUUCUAACAAACUGGAAUGUAGCGAAAAUGUUGCUAAAUAUUUAAUAAGAAAACAUCCACAAUUACAAACCAGAAGUAUCUUGAAGUUAAGGGAAACAAUUGAUUUUUUAUAUAAACAUGGUUUUACCUCAACCCACAUUUGUAGAGUAUCAAAAAUCCUUUUACACAGUAAGAAGACUACAGAAAAACGAAUUAAGAGCCUUGCUACUUUAGGAGUAAAAUCUGUAAGUUUAUAUAUUUUAACUAAAAGCCAAAAACAAUAUGAAGAACAUAUAGACAACUUACUCAAAAGUAAAUGAGGCUCUGUUGAAUACAAUAACAAGGAUAAAUAAAUAUGAAUUUUAAAA